Molecule: messenger RNA, 1433 nt
Organism: Gopherus evgoodei (Goodes thornscrub tortoise)
Lineage: Eukaryota; Metazoa; Chordata; Testudines; Testudinidae
Gene: IL17D
Product: interleukin 17D
Exons: 3
Coding region: 103-735 (210 amino acids)
Biological process (GO): inflammatory response
Cellular component (GO): extracellular region
Molecular function (GO): cytokine activity
Source: RefSeq, a predicted model, not a curated record
CAUUCGCUCCAGCUCCUCCACCGAGCGAAUCCGGCUCUUAACACCCGGGCGCUGUCAUCGGCCAGCUCCCGCAUCCAGGCUCGCCUGAGCGCCAGUCCCACCAUGCAGCAAGUCCAGGGCUGGUUGCUGCUGGCAGCUCUUCUCCUUGCUGGGCUGGGUCACUCCACAUCCGAGGCCUUCAAGGUGAACAAGCGCCCCGUGCGGACUCGAACCUGCGCCGACCGGCCGGAGGAGCUGCUGGAACAGCUGUAUGGGAGGCUCACUGCGGGCAUGCUCAGCGCCUUCCACCACACCUUGCAGCUGGAACCGCUGGAGAAAGACCAUAACGUGAGCUGUCCGGCAGGGGGCAGAGCAGCCAGUGAGAAAAAGUACCGCCUUCCUAUCAACCUGCACAGCGUCUCCCCCUGGUCUUACAGAAUUUCCUACGAUCCCACAAGGUAUCCCAAAUACAUUCCUGAAGCGUACUGUCUGUGCAAGGGCUGUCUCACUGGAAUUUACGGCGAGGAGAAUUUCCACUUCCGCAGCACCCCAGUGUACAUGCCAACUGUCAUCUUGCGCCGCACUUCAGCUUGCGCUGGGGGUCGCUACGUGUACACAGAGGAUUAUGUCACUAUCCCUGUGGGGUGCACUUGUGUACCGGAGCAGGAAAAAGAGGCAGACAGUGUCAAUUCCAGCAUAGGUAAGCAAGAAAUGAAGUUGUUGGUAAACCAGAACGACAAGCCAGCAUCUGAAUGAGAAGCAUUCAAGGAACCCUGUGUACAACAUUGGCUUCAAGUUAAUAUUUCACUGAUUCAGGAGAUUAUAUAGCAAUAGGGGGGAAAUAAUUUUGUCUUUCUAACUACAACUGUUGCACUUAUAAGGGGGAGGCUGUGUUCAGUAGAUCGUUACUCAGCCAUGGUAGACAAGACACAUCAAGUAAGAAGGAUCUUUUCAAAGUUCAGCUUCUUUAUGUUUGUAUUGUUUAGAGUUAAACACAAUUUUAUUCUAUCCUUGCUUAUUUUGGAUGAAUUUUUAGAUGGGGCUAUAACCACGUAAUAUGCCAGCUACUUUCAUAACCAACUACUGGUUGCAAAUACUUUACAAUAAUUUUAUAUUCUGCCUUUUGGUAAUUCUAUGUAAAAGUCAUUUAACUACAGCAAAUAUCCCAUGUUAGCAGUAGAAAGGAAGUCAGUAAUUCUGAUUGCUGGGGUCCUCCUGUUACAUUGCAGACUGUAAAACUCCAAGUGAUGUUCUUGGCUGCUACAACCAUAGCUAUUUAGAGUCUACAAAAUGGGAAACCUUUGCCACCUAGUAUUUUUCAACUGUGUUGAAUUGCUAAAGUCAUUCAUAUAAUACUUGAUAAAAGGAGAUUCUCUUAUGAACACACAAAUGGCCAUACUGGGUCAGACCAAAGGUCCAUCUAGCCCAGUAUCCUGUCUUCUGACAGUGGCCAA